Messenger RNA from Heterotrigona itama, 1780 nucleotides. The record is from the annotation of a GenBank genome assembly. NCBI's taxonomy places the organism in Eukaryota, Metazoa, Arthropoda, Insecta, Hymenoptera, Apidae.
AUGGGAGAAUUUGAAAGCGGUAAGGUAUACACUCACAUUAUCUCAUUGAUUUUAUCGUUAUUUUUAGUAUACUUUUCUUUCUUCUUCAUAUUUCAUGACAAAAAUUUUAACGAUGGAUAACGAAUAUGAAUAUAAUAGUAAUAAUUAAUGUAAUGUUAAAAUUAAUUAACACUAAAACUGUUUUAUUAUUAUAUUCAUGUUAUUAUAUUCAUAUAUUUUAUUAUUAUAUUCAUUAUACAAAUUUGUUAUUAUUAUUAUUAUAUUCAUUAUACAAAUAAACAAGAAAUAAUAGAAUAAAAUUCUAAAAAUUCACAACAGUUUACUAUCUUGUUUUAUGUGAACGAGAUAUAAUGUUUUUUUUCUGACAUAAUGUUUAUUUUUAUAGUUUUGAAAUUGUUUUAUAAAUUCUAUUAUAUAACAGUUUGUUUAUAUUUUAAUGAAUACAUGUUACACAUCUUUGUCAAUUUUUUUAGUUAGUAUUUCAAAUAUCUGGAAUCUUAGUUAUAGAUUCGAUGAUAGUGCAAAGAAUUCAGUGACGUCUCGAAAUGUACUCUGAGUCAUAAUCUGCGAUCUACAUUUUUCGAUGAAAUGAUAAGCAUACACGUAGAUCAUACACGUAAAUUAUAACACGCAAAUAUACAAUAGAAAAAUAUAUAUACACAUGUGUAUGCACACGUAUAAAAUAUAUAGUUUCAUAUUUAUAUGUAAAAAUAUAUUUGUAUUGUAAUACAAAGAAAGGUGUGAGCAUUAAUGUUAAUUAAUUGUUGGUUAAUGAUGAUUAAUCGUUGAUCGUUGAUAGAUUACUAAUCGUUGGUUAUUAAAAAUAUAGAUGAACGUGGUUUGUUAGUUACGACGAUCAACCGAAAGUGAAAUUCAAACGAAAUCCAAUUUUUCUUCAUUAUUAUCAUUUAUUAAAAAUAAUAAGAUCAUAGAUUUGAUAUAAAGAUCAAUACAGAUUUUAUAAAUCGAACUUUUUGAAACAAUUUAAAAGAAUUUGAAAGUUAAGCACUUUUUACAUUACACAAUAAGAAGAGAUCUCGAAAUGGCAUUAUUAGAAUUAAUCUUCUGAAUAUUCGUUAAAAUAAUUUUAUAGGAAUCGGGAUAAAUGAUAGUGAGAAUAUAUCAUAUCUAUCGUCUGGGACGGAUGUGGUUAAAUAUUCCAAUUAAAGGCUAGCCUUCAAUUUAUCGACAUUUAAAAAUUCAUAAAAUGAAAGAUUAUAUAACAAGUCGAUUGAAAUAACGAGACAAAAAUUGUUUCAUAGAUGAAAAUUUGGAAGAAUUGAUUGAUCCUUGCAAAUGUUCUGGCACAUUGGGCCUGAUGCAUGCUCGUUGCUUGGAAAAAUGGUUGUCCAUGUCGAACACUGAUCGUUGCGAGAUUUGCAAACAAUUAUUUGCAAUACAGAAGAAGAACAAACCGUUGUUAAAGUCUUUCAGACAAUGGUGGAGAACUAGAAACAAAUACGGACCACAAGGUAUAAUUGGCGAUAUAACGUGUCUGGUAAUGUUAACUCCACUUUGCAUUGCGGCGACGUACUUAUGCGCAAUUGGUGCAUCUACUUAUACAAAACUUGGUUUCUGGGAAGGAAUAGGCUUGGCUGCUCUUUGUUGUAUGUUGAUGACUACUUAUUGCUUAUGGUUUAUCAUCACUGUCAGAUUCCAUCUCAAGUCUUGGCAACAGUGGCGCAGGAAAAAUCAAGAUAUCAAGCUAAUGAUAAAGCAUAAAUCCGAAACCUGCACUAUCGAAUUCUCAAAUCCUUUGGAAAAUGAAUUUACAAUUUGA